GUCACACUGGGGGGGUUCUAGACGAAGAACGCACAUCACAGCUGAGGUAGUGACUUAGCUCCGUAGUAACAGCAGUGGCUUUUCAGGGUCCAUAGGUGCGGGAACUAUGAGAUGGACACACAGGCGAGAACACCCCCUGCCUCCGGCGGGUUGUGCAGCCCGCAGAGACGCCAGACCCGGGGACAGCGCGAUCGGGGAACCCAUUGCGCAGGCGCGUUCAGUGUUACGCUUCCGGGAGAUGGCGAAAGAGAGGGAGGGAAGGGCGCGGCCCUACUCGCGUCACGUGUCGGGGGAGACGCGUCACGUGAGGCCCAGGUGGCGGAGCUUUGCGGCCCCGCGCCAUCGCGGCUCCGGCCACAGGAUGCAGAAUGUGAUCAACACGGUGAAGGGAAAGGCUCUGGAAGUGGCCGAGUACCUAACCCCGGUCCUCAAGGAAUCAAAAUUUAAGGAAACAGGUGUGAUCACCCCAGAAGAGUUUGUGGCAGCUGGAGAUCACUUAGUCCACCACUGUCCAACAUGGCAAUGGGCUACGGGGGAAGAAUUGAAAGUGAAGGCAUACCUACCAACAGGGAAACAAUUUUUGGUAACCAAAAAUGUGCCAUGCUACAAACGAUGCAAGCAGAUGGAGUAUUCAGAUGAAUUGGAAGCUAUCAUCGAAGAAGAUGAUGGCGAUGGGGGAUGGGUAGAUACAUACCACAACACAGGUAUUACAGGAAUAACUGAAGCAGUUAAGGAGAUUACACUCGAAAGCAAGGACAGUAUAAAACUCCAAGAUUGCUCAGCACUGUGUGAAGAGGAAGAAGAGGAAGAUGAAGGGGAAGCUGCAGACAUGGAAGAAUAUGAAGAAAGUGGAUUGUUGGAAACAGAUGAGGCUACCUUAGACACAAGGAAAAUAGUGGAAGCUUGUAAAGGUAAAACUGAUGCUGGGAGUGAAGAUGCCAUUUUGCAAACCAGAACUUAUGACCUGUACAUCACUUACGAUAAAUACUACCAGACACCACGGCUGUGGUUGUUCGGCUAUGAUGAGCAACGGCAGCCUUUAACCGUUGAACACAUGUAUGAAGACAUCAGUCAAGAUCAUGUGAAGAAAACAGUGACCAUUGAAAAUCACCCUCAUCUCCCACCACCCCCUAUGUGUUCAGUUCACCCAUGCAGGCAUGCAGAAGUGAUGAAGAAAAUCAUUGAGACUGUUGCAGAAGGUGGGGGAGAACUUGGUGUUCAUAUGUAUCUUCUAAUUUUUUUGAAGUUUGUCCAAGCUGUCAUUCCAACAAUAGAAUAUGACUACACAAGACACUUCACAAUGUAAUGAAGGGGGCAUAGAAUCCUAAUUUUCUGAUUUUUAAAGAAUUAACACAUAGAUGUGAUCAUUGACCAUAGUCAUCAAUAAGUAUAAUUUCUCUAAUAAAGGGACUUGAUAUGUUUAUGCAUUAAAUAAAAACUGUUCCGCUACCAGCCUUAUUUGUUUAAUAAAAACAGUGUGAAGAAACA
This is a messenger RNA of Nannospalax galili (Upper Galilee mountains blind mole rat), 1488 nucleotides long. RefSeq names its product autophagy related 3 (gene Atg3). Gene Ontology annotation, molecular function: Atg8-family ligase activity. The coding region runs from base 107 to 1306 and encodes 399 amino acids. Gene Ontology annotation, cellular component: cytoplasmic ubiquitin ligase complex; cytosol. Gene Ontology annotation, biological process: autophagosome assembly; autophagy of mitochondrion; nucleophagy. The transcript has 13 exons. Lineage: Eukaryota; Metazoa; Chordata; Mammalia; Rodentia; Spalacidae. The record is from RefSeq and is a predicted model, not a curated record.